Messenger RNA from Bactrocera neohumeralis, 1278 nucleotides. RefSeq lists its product as uncharacterized. The coding region runs from base 285 to 722 and encodes 145 amino acids. The transcript has a single exon. Lineage: Eukaryota; Metazoa; Arthropoda; Insecta; Diptera; Tephritidae. The record is from RefSeq and is a predicted model, not a curated record.
GUUGUUUUUAGAAAAUUACGGUUUAUUCGAGUAUUCGCCGUGUCUACGAACGGACGACAAUCGUGAAAGCAACGCGAAGUUAAAAACUGAACUUUUUGAAUACAAGAAUAAUAAAAGUGCCAGCAAACGUCGCUGCUAGAAAAGCAACAAAUAAAUAUAAUAAUUAAAAUCAAUAAAAACAACAACAAAAUUAAUCAAUAAAUAAUAAUAAAGUGCUAAUCGCAGCUAAUAAAAUAAAUAUAAUAGCAAAGAGAGCCACAACAAGAGGGAGCGAGCGCGAAAUCAUGUCGGACGACAGCUUGGAGGAUGGUGGUUUGAGCAGCGCCACUUCAAGUCCCGAAAAGCGUCGCUCGACGGUACCCGAUAUUUUACCACAUCAACGGAGUUUCGAGCAGCGCUACAGUCACAUGAUACAUAAGCAAAUACUGGAGACGGGCGUGAAUAAGGAGGCGCUGCAGCGGCAAAUCAAUGCAUAUUUCUCAUGUGGUGGCGCUGGUAGCAGUGCCGGGGGUGGCGCCAGACACCGGCAGAGCUCCUUGCAGGAAGAUUUAAAUGAAAAUGUGGCAGAAGCUGCCGCUGAAGGCGAGGGUCUGAAGGGUCAGGAGCAAGAACAGCAGGUCCGUGUGCAGCGUAGAGGGGAGGAGGGUAGAAGGACGUUGGACAAAGCAGAAACUGUGGAUAUAGCUGAGUUGCAAGGCGCGAAAGUUGCUGGUGAUUUGUAAAAGAGUUAUUUUUUUUACGUUGCAUAUAGGCUGAGCCAUUUGUAUGUUUAGUGAAAAUAAGUAGAAAGUUAAAACAAUAUGGAAAUUGAAAUCAUCAUGAAAGUUAUAUAAUUGAAUUUAACUAUUUAAGGAGCGUAUUGGAUUAUUUUUUUUAAUAUUGAUUUUUGAAUUUUUAAAGCAAAAAUAAGAGGUUUUAUAUGUUAUUGAGUAUUAUAAUUGGAAACGUGACCUUAUAUGUAUUUAACAACUUAAAAAAAAAUAUUUAAUAUUAAAAAAAUAUUCGAACAAGUAUUAUAAAAUAUUUUUUUAAAUAUUAUUUAAAAAUUUAAAUAUUAAAAAAAAGUUAAUAAAUAUUUAAUUUAUUUAAUAUAAUAUUGGGUAGUCGAAAAAGUCUUUUCGUAUUUGUCAAUAGAUGUCGUUGCAGUCGUAUAUCUCCAGUGUUACCAAUUACAUUGUGCCAUUCCAUAUAUGUAGUGUUGGGAAGGUGAGAUUUUAAACUUCAUUAAAACAAAAAAAAAUAUGAGGAAGUUGAAAAAAAGUUACAACUGUGCAAAAA